AUGAGACAAAUCCAUGUAGUCGUUCUUGGUCUGGAUGUACUUGGAAAUCCAUUCGGUCUUAUACGUGGAGUUGCGGAAGGUGGUGCUAUGGAAGGCCCAAUAGAAUUCAUCGAAGGAAUAGCAAUUGGCUCUCGAAAUUUGCUUGGUUCCGCUGUUGGUGGUGCUGCUGGUGCUGUUUCGAAGAUUACUGGUGUGGCUAGCAAAGGUUUGGCAACGUUAACAUUCGAUGAAGAUUACCAAAAUGCUCGAAUAGCACGUAAAGAAGUGGCUGGACAUACAGUAUCUGGUGUAGUUCUAAGUGGAAAAAAUGUUGGCAAGGAUAUUGCCCAUGGCGUUAAGGGUGUAGUGAAGAAGCCUGUUAUCGGUGCCAAAAAAAGAGGUGCACCAGGUUUUGUAAAAGGUUUAGGUAACGGUUUUCUCGGACUGAUCGCGAGACCGGCCAGUAGUAUUGCGGAUUUUACUAGUACGUCAUUCGAUUUGAUAAAACGAAUGGCAGUGCAUGAAGAGGCUGUUCAUCGUGUUCGAAGUUCACGUCAUGUUGGUCGAGAUGGCAUCAUUCGACCUUCUACUGCUCAUGAAAUGAGAGGAUUUUAUAUUUUUAAUGUUAGUGUUUGA
Rotaria sp. Silwood2 is the source of this 615-nucleotide messenger RNA. Lineage: Eukaryota; Metazoa; Rotifera; Eurotatoria; Philodinida; Philodinidae. The record is from the annotation of a GenBank genome assembly.